Molecule: messenger RNA, 1482 nt
Organism: Dimorphilus gyrociliatus
Lineage: Eukaryota; Metazoa; Annelida; Polychaeta; Dinophilidae
Source: the annotation of a GenBank genome assembly
UAAAGUCAAGAAAAAGAUUUGCAUAGAACCCAUAAGCGACAUAUCCAAAAUGGUAUCUGUGAUUUUUGAAGAUUUCCUCUGAAUAUAUUCUAGUUGUUAUAUUCACUCUAAUUAUCUAAAUUUAUUCUUUUAGUAACAUAAAUACAAAUUAGUAAUAUUUUAACGAUGGCGAAUAAGAGAAAACAGGAUGAAAAGCACCUGAAAAUGUUGCGGGAAAUGGCAGCUCUAUCUCAUAAUAAGCAUUGUUUUGAUUGUAAUCAACGAGGUCCAACCUACGUCAAUAUGACAAUUGGGGCUUUUAUUUGUACAGCAUGUAGUGGAACUGUGCGAGGCUUAAACCCCCCUCAUCGUGUAAAAUCCAUUUCAAUGGCAUCAUUUACAACUGAAGAGAUGGAAUUUUUGAAGUCUAGAGGAAACGAUUUCUGCAGAAAAGUUUAUUUGGGUUUGUAUGAUGCUCAUAAGUCAAUGGAGCCUAAUACCAAAGAUGAACAAAAACUAAGAGAUUUUAUGACUCACAAAUAUGAAAAAAAACGAUGGUAUGUAGCUCCAACUGAAGCUUUUCAUGAGGAGGCCCGAAGAAUGAAUUCUAUUGAAAAAUCAGGAGAACUUAAACCUAGAAAUGUGUUAGGGGGAAUUCAGAGCUCCAUAUCUCAAAGCAGAGUCCUUCCUUCUAUUUCAGCUCCUCCACCAGCUUCCAUCUCUAUAAAUUCUCAUCAUAUUAAGAAGCCAUCAAAUUUAAUCACAGAUCUGCAAGAUCCCUUUCAGGAAUCACAAUUGGAGACCUCAUCGUCAAAGCCCGUCAUGCAGCAGGAGCAGGAAUCUGUUACACCUUCAAAUGGAUCCUCCUUGUUUGAAGCCAAUUUUGCUAAUUUUGACGCUUUUAACGACAAAAGCACUACGCAAACUUCCAAUCUUGCGAAUAUCCAACCCUUUUCGGAAUCUAAAAAUAUUCAUAACGUACUAAAUCUGACUAAACCGAACAUGACUUCCAGCGACAAAUACGCUGCACUUGCAGCCUUAGACAGUGAAUUCAGUUCGACAUCAUCCGUUACUUGGGAUGGAAACGGAGGAACAAAUUUUAGUGGGACAAAUUCAUCGACUUUCGGCAACUUUUCAACCAUUCCAUCACAAAAUUCAGGUCCCUUUCCUGUUUCUAACUCUGCUCCUGGAGGAUUUGGAGCUAAUAAUGGUAGUACUUUUCCUCCUCAAACUAAUAAUCAGACUGUAUCAACAUUUAAUACAACAAACGCUACUAACCCUUUUAACUCAAGUCAAAUUCCGUCAGUCCCAUCUAUCCCAAGUGCAAACCCAUUUAUGUCAAAUAUCCAGUCGCAGCAAAACUUCAAUGUCAACUUUCAGUGGAAUACGCCAUACCAGGCCCAACAGCCUCAACAAUUCGGCAAUUCAGCCAAUCCGUUUAUGCAAAAUUUUAACAACUCUUCAAAUCCUAGACCAACUAAUUCGACUAACCCGUUCAUGUGA